AGUGCAUAGGAACUUCAGUUAUACUAAUUAAAAUCUACAGACAAAAAUGAAACUGACUAGCCUAUUUUCAUUAUCCAAGAUGAGUGGGAAAAGGCCUGGUCUUUUGGUUAAUGAACUCGAUUUGGACUCGAGAGACCUGGAUCCCUUUCCUGAUUCUACCACAGAUACCCUGCAUGACCUUGGUCAAGUCAUUUUAUCUCUGUGCUUUCGCCUGUCAAAUGGGGAUAACAAUACUUAGUUUCUCUCACUCUUUGCUGUCUGAUCUAUUUGGACUGUAAACUCUUUGCAUCAGGGAGCGUCACCUACUAUGUGUUUGUGAAGUGCCUAGCCCAAUGGGGCCCCCAGGCUCUGUGGCUACUGGUACAAAUAAAAACUGAAAUGCAAUAAGUUCACAGCAGAAAGGGACAGACAAAUCAGCUUUUCAAGUUAUUCAUAUCUAACGAUCUAAAGAGUCAUUAAUAGCAUAGCUAGAGGAGGAGUUGAGUUGGCUUUUGGUAACAAAAGAGUGGGAGUUGCUUCACAGUUUAGCUUGCCACAACAAGCCUGAUUUUUAAUCCCUCCCCACCUUGUAACUUCCUCAAUAAGAAACUGGUCUUCCUGAAAUUUCACGUCAUAUCUCACCCCAAGGUAGCAUUGUUUUCUGGCAAGUGUGGUGACAAUUGACAAAGGAGUUUUCAAGUUAGUGUUCUGAACAUGUAUCUAUUUCCCUUUUUCAAGCUCAUCUUGGCUUUCUCUGGCUCUGGAUAUCUGCCGGGUGAGGCUAGCCUAGAAACCGCCUGUUGGUUUUGUUUGUGCUGACCUUGGCUACCUAUUUGGAGGGCAGAGUUAGUGGAGUGGUUUAAAAAAGGUGCAAGCCGUCCAUGCCUCAAAAGCAGCAUUGAUGCUGUCAGUAUAAUAAAGGUUUGUGAAACAGAAACAGACUUGCUGCUGACUUGCAGGGCAAGGUGAGGGGCAAGGAUUGCUGGGGGUGGUGGUGGUGGAGAAGAGUAAGUGAUACCGGGUACUCCCCGUGGGAGUCUGGGAGUGGUGUAUGGAGAGGGGGACAGGAGAGGUUGGCCUGGAGCCAUGCUCUAGGGGCAUAGAACAGGGGGGCUGUGGGCAGGCAGGAUGCUAGAGGAAGUGGGGGCAGGAUGCUGAUAGGACACAGAGGAGUAUGCAGGGAAUCCCAAGGGCCAACAGGAUCAUGGAGAGAAGGGAGAGAGCAUGGAGUAGAUUGGACACAGGUGCAGUGGACCAGAAGAGGAAUGAAGGGGGAUGGAGGAGAAUAGAGAAGACACGGCUAGUGGUGUAUAGGGGACAAAGGGGAGUCAUUGUGCAGAGGUGGACUGUACCGGGGUUGAUGGGGCAAUAGAAGAGAGGGCAUGGAAGGAGGUGCAGGAUACUGGGAAGCACAGGAGUCAUGGAAAGCCCAGGAGAACACGCAGAAGGGAUGAUGGAAGGAGAGCAUGGGUGGAGGUAUACAGGGGAACGAUGGGUGUGUGUUCAGGGGAGAUAUGGAAGUUACAAAAAUCCCAAUUGCUAUUCAAAGAAUCCGUUCCUAGUCAUGUCGUUUGUCUGAGAUUUAGAACUUCUCAGAGAAAUGUGCUUACCAGGAGAUCUAAGAGAGAUUGCCUCCCGUCCCGCCAGUAUUUAAACACAAACUGUUGUUAGAUGUGCUAUUGAGGUAGGGUGGGAUCCACGAAGGGACUUAGAUGUGCAAUGCUGAGUGUCACGGCACCUAAACUUGUAGGCAUGUACAAAAUAGAAGGAACAACACUGCAAUCCACAAAGCCGAGCUAGGCACCUAGGCUCCUAGACAAUGGAUUGGGGGCGGGGAGAGAAGUGCCUUAGAAUGUGAUCCACAAAAGCCAGCGCAUUAGGUGCCAAGCUGCCUAAACUAACCAAUGGAAGAUGCUGACCAUUCCAGUAGCGGGAGACAGAGAUGCUGUUUAUCCCAGAACAUUGCAAAUGUCCCUGUUUGUUUUGAAUGGCAGUUACAGGACAGAAAUGUCACUCUACAAAAAGAUUAUCUUCCAGCACAGUUCACCGUCCCUUUGGGAGCUCUCGGAAUGCUUUUGAGGUGCUUUAGACCUAUGAUGAAAUGAGUCCCUAGGGAUGCCAGGAGGAGACAUGGCAAAACCACUCCUAGGUCGCCGGAAUAUGGAGAGCAAUCCAGAUCUCGCCCCGGCUGCUGGCCGAACCGUAGGGAUCCUGGGAAGUGGAGACUUUGCACGCUCGUUGGCCACACGUCUGGUGUACUCGGGUUUCCAGGUGGUGGUCGGAAGCCGCAAUCCAAAGCGCUGCGCGGGCCUCUUUCCUUCAGCAGCUGAAGUAACUGCCCAGGCAGAUGCUGCAAAGAAGACGGAUGUUAUUUUUGUGGCAGUUUUCAGGGAACAUUACUCCACGCUCUGUGACCUGACGGAUGUGCUGGCUGGCAAAAUACUGGUGGAUGUCAGCAACAACACUGAAAUUAACCAUCACAAAGAAUCAAAUGCCGAGUACUUGGCUUCUCUUUUCCCAGCCUGCACUGUCGUCAAAGGAUUUAACGUGAUAUCCGCAUGGACCUUACAGUCAGGUCCCAGAGACGGGAAUAAGCAGGUCUUGAUUUGCUGUGAUAAUCAAGAAGCCAAGCGUAUAGUCGCUGAAAUUGCUCAAGUCAUGGGGUUCACCCCUGUGGACAUGGGCUCCUUGUCUUCAGCCUGCGAGAUCGAGAACAUUCCCCUGCGCCUCCUCCCAGCUUGGAAAAUCCCUGUCUUUUUGGCCCUGGGUCUCUUUCUCUGUUUCUACACCUACAACUUCAUCAGACAAGUCUUACACCCUUACAUCCGGGAGCAGAAAAACAAGUUCUACAAGAUCCCAGUGGAGGUGGUCAAUAGCACGCUGCCCUGCGUAGCCUACGUCAUGCUCUCUCUCGUUUAUCUACCCGGGGUCCUGGCCGCCUCUUUCCAGCUGCACUAUGGCACAAAGUACAGACGCUUUCCAGACUGGCUAGACCAGUGGCUGCAGCACAGAAAGCAGAUUGGUCUUCUGAGUUUCUUUUGCGCAGCCUUGCACGCCGUGUACAGCCUCUGCUUGCCCAUGCGCCGAUCUCAUCGGUAUCAGUUAAUCAACGCAGCCGUCAAGCAGGUCAUGGAGAAGAAGACUGAUGCCUGGAUAGAGGAGGAGGUCUGGAGAAUGGAGAUUUACGUCUCUUUUGGAAUAAUGGCCCUAGGCCUACUGUCAUUACUUGCCAUAACUUCACUUCCCUCCAUCGCAAACUCUCUCAACUGGCGGGAAUUCAGUUUCAUUCAGUCCACCCUUGGAUUUAUUGCCCUGGUAGUCAGCACCCUACACACCCUCACCUUUGGAUGGACAAGGGCCUUUGAUGAAAACCAAUACAAAUUCUAUCUGCCGCCAAGUUACACACUCACACUACUGGUGCCAUGUACUGUGAUCUUAGCGAAAAUAUUCUUCCAUUUGCCCUGUAUCCACCAGAGACUGCGGCGCAUUCGCAACGGCUGGGAAAAGGGAAGGUACGUGAAAUUCACACUGCCCAGUGCAACUGGUGAAUAUUCAAGCGGAGAAAGUUCCAGUAAUGUGUAGCAGAGCCUCUCUUAUUGAUGGAGAAUUUCAAAGCACUAUGAAGAUUUCUUGAGGUUUUUCCUAAUUGUGUAUGUUUGGUAUAAUUGCCUUGUGGGUUGAUAUUCAUAGUUGGUGACUUUAGAAAAAUCAGUUACUGUUAAAUUAGUUUGCGCAGUAAUAUUUAAAAUAUAUUGCUGAUUUGCUAGCAUGAUUGUUGCCUUAAAAAAUCAUCAUGACAUUUGAGAGAGCAGCUGUAAAUACAUGUAGAAAACAAAUGGAAUUCUAUGGGUCGUAUUGGUCGAUUGAGACAGUAGCUGGUGGUACUCUGUACUGACGCUUCUCUGUUGGGGCCCCAGCUGCUCUCUUUUUUAAAUAGCAGGGGGGGCAAUCCGUAUCCCAUAUGAUUAUGAAGAAAUCCUUCUGCAUGUGACCUGAUGGACCAUCUGAAUCUGCUGCUAAACCAAAACAAUGGUUCUGAGCAGUGUGAGCAGUCCCUGGGGUUCUUCCACAUGGGAAGUUGACUCUGAAGCUGAAUGAGGGCAGUAUAAAUCUCAGCGCAAACUACUUAACUCCUGCCACCACAGCAGAAACAUCCAGUGACUUGGAGAACUGUGGGAUGUGUUUCCAAACCUGACCCCCGGACACAACAAAUUGGAUGGCAUAUCUCAGUAUUCACGACUUUCUCAAAUAUGGACAGUGCAUUUUUUGGUCUUGUAGAUGUGGGCGAUGCAUGUGCAUAUUUGUACCGUUGGAAGAGUUGAUUUAUUUCCAAAGGUUAUAAUAGAUUUUGAAGACAGCACUGUGCCUGAAGUGCAUUUACACCUUAGCGUAAUCUGCAGUGGUCAUUGCGACCACAAGUUCUCAGCGAUGUGAAACCAAAGUUUAGUGCAUCCCCUACUGGAAGGAGUGUAAAGAUAACCUCCAAAAGGACUCGCAGCUUCAUGAUAUUGACUCUGGGCAUUGGGGAAAUGACAGCUGCCAGCUGAAUUAGCAGUGAAUAAUGGGGCGACGCUGUUUGAAACUACUCUUAUUAAACUCAAAUCAAUGUGCCCAACUACAUCUACAACAACAACUAUCAGGUGUAUUUGUUUCACCACCAGCAAUGACACAUCUCCCUCUCUGUGACAGAUCCAGUACCUCCAAAAAAUGGGACUUUACAUCUGUGAACAUUCUCACAAAGGCUAAAACUCAUCUGUCUCUGACCAAGUCUCAGUCAUGGAAUGGACACCAACGCAGCUACACAUUAUGGGCCUGAUUCUCCAGCGCCUUGCACCUUCAAGAGUCAUUUACUCAGCUACAAAGUGAGUAUCAUACACUGGCAUCAUACGCAGUUACAUGCCGCCAUGUGUAUCAUCUCUGGCACCCUGUGACCAACUCCACUCCCAUGGCUUCCAGUUCUGAGCAAUAUUGCUCCUCCUCCUAUCAGACAAGAGGUUACCACUGGCAGGUUACUGGAGAAAGUACACGCCAACUCAAGCCAGCCGCUGCACAAUGACCUUUUCAAACCACCAGCUGCACGUUUGCCGUCACGUCACCCAUUAUGGUCUCAUCUGCCAUGUCAGGAUGUUAGGGCGGAAACGUUCUGGUGAGAGGAAUGGAUAUCUGUUAUAAUCCCCAACCAGUCCCUUGUCGCCAACCCCACAAUUUGCCCGCUUGGUUUUGACCUGCCCCGUCGCCAAUGGUCCCUGUUGAACAGGUUCCAGACCGGGCAAGGUCUCUGUGCAGCCAGCCAGUAUCACUGGGGCCUUCGGGACAGCCCUUUGUGCAGCUGCAGCACAACACAAACAAUGCCGCACAUUGUCGAGGAAUGCCUGCUGACUAGGGUCAAAGGUGGCUUAGAAGAACUGCAUCACGCCACUGAAGAUGCCAAUCACUUGGCUAGAUGACUAUGCACACGCUCAAUAAAAAUACUAGCAUCGCUUGGCAAAACUUCUCACUUACUUGGCACAGGGGUGAAUGAUGCCCACACUCUGUGCAAGGCAGUGGAGAAUCAGACUCUAUAUUUGUUUUUCUUUAUCACAACGAUUGUUCAGACUGUCCACAGUCUAAAUUAAUACACCACUCUUGAUUGAAAACAAACCAAUGUCGUAGAUGCUUUACAACACAUACAAAUCCACAGUCUUUGCCCCAUAGAGAUUACAACUUGUCUGUCUACGACGACUGACAUACUUUACAACAGAUCCUUUAAAAAGGAGAAUCAAGAGGAAAUAGCAGAAUUACAUCAAAGUAUGAUUCAUAGAUUCUAGGACUGGAAGGGACCUCGAGAGGUCAUCGAGUCCAGUCCCCUGCCCGCAUGGCAGGACCAAAUACCAUCUAGGUGAUGUUAGGAUCUGGUUGUAAUAGCCUUGUUUCCUACAACGGAGUAAAGUACACAAGUUGCUGUUGGACAGUGCCUUGAAGAUAUGACAGGUGUCAAUACCUGAAUCACCCGAGAAUUUUUAAAAGUUGCUGCUGAUCAGAACUUGCUGUUCAGCCUUAAACUGUUGGGGAGAGUAGGACUUACAAGCUGUUACUAAUAGUCCCCCGAUGAUAUUCAGGUAUUUCUGCUGUUGUGUAAGAAUCACCCUGGAAUCUCAAAACACCAUGUCUUCCUGCUAAAUAAAAGGAAAUCAAGACAAGAGUCAGUGUGUUGGAUUUCACAAUCACAUGAUAAUUCCUUCAAUAAGAAGGGAGUUAUUGUGUGUCCCUGUUGUGCCUUUCAGGGCAGGGAGAAUUAUCGAGAACCCCUCCAUGCCCAGAUCAUUAUCUGCUAACAUUACUCACAAAGCAGAUAGAUUUGACAGUAAUAUGUGCAACUGAAUGGCAAAUUACAGCUUCUGCGAGAGGUCCGAGCCAAAAUCACCUCUGGUGUAAUUCCAUCCACUUCAAUUUAACUCCUGGAAGUGAAUUUGAAUUCAGUCCACUUACUCAUUCCAGCCUCCUGCUGUAUUUCAUCAUCAGGCAAAGCCAACAUAAAAUCACUAGUUUUCACAUUUUCUGGCUAAGGUAAAGAAUCCUGAUUCUGAUGCUUAUUCUCACAUCUGUGCUUCCUCUCACUCCUCUGCAGCAGGCAACCUGGUAGACUGCUACACUGUUAGCAAAAAAAGAGGAGAGGGAGAGAAAGUUGCAUGAGUCUUAGGUAUCAGAGGGGUAGCCGUGUUAGUCUGAAUCUGUAAAAAGCAACAGAGGGUCCUGUGGCACCUUUAAGACUAACAGAAGUAUUGGGAGCAUAAGCUUUCGUGGGUAAGAACCUCACUUCUUCAGAUGCAAAGCCUUAGGCUUUGUCUUCAGUGUGUGUUUAAAAAAAACAAAAAAACUUUUUUUUUAUAUCAAGAUAACUUUUGCACUGAGACAUAGAGUUGACAUCAACAGGACCACUCACAGAGCAAGAAGUGGUAGGGCUGAACCUGUAGAGUCAGGGGUAGUCAAUAGGUGGGCCGUGGGCCAAAUCCGGACCACCAGUCACUUUUGAUUGAACCCCAAAAUAUUUGUAUUUACUUAUUAUCAUUAUUGUUGGGUUUCUUAUUAUUUUCUUUGGAGUCUGGAUCUUGCCUAUACCUUGACCAAGAAAUUUGGACCUUGACAAAAAAUAAAAUUGACUACCCCGGGACCAAUUUCUCUACCUACAGAACGCAAGUCCUAACUCGUGCAACUUUCAGAAUGGCUCUACCCUUUGGGGUCUAUAUCCUAAAUCCUUGAUACUAAAAUUUUGAAUAAUUUAUUCUGACUUUGUAGAAAUAAUUUUUAAAAAGUGUUAAGAAAACUUUGGAAAUGCUCUUUGCCUUUUUAACUUCUUUCCCCACUGCAUUAUUUGAUGUAGCUAGGGGGUUGAGGAAUGUUAGCUUAAACAUUUCCUGGUUACUGUUAUUACUUUUGUACUUGGUGUUUGUAUAUUUGUUGCAAGAUUUAUAGCUGAAAUGGCAAGCUGUUUGUAUUUUUAUUUUCUGUUUUGCUUACUUUGUGGCUUUGGGGUAUAAGAACCUAUUGUAAAGCUGUGAGAACAGGGCCAGUUUUAAUCCUCUUUCAUCGUUGGCCUCUUAGUCUUACAAUUAUAGCUCUAUAAAGCUAGAAUGAAUGUGCCUGUAUAAUGGCAUCAUUACUCACUCAUUCUUGUGUGCUGUCUCUUUUUCUAUAGACAAUACAAUGUUAAUCUAAAGUAUCUUUCUAUUAAAUAAAGCUAUCAAUAAAGCCA
Messenger RNA from Chrysemys picta bellii (western painted turtle), 7711 nucleotides. NCBI's taxonomy places the organism in Eukaryota, Metazoa, Chordata, Testudines, Emydidae. The record is from RefSeq and is a predicted model, not a curated record.